AUGCUUCCCCCGGUCCCUGAAGAAACACUGAGUGCCAACCCGCUCUUCAAGGCGCUGUAUGAAGACCUCACGACCAAGAUCCUGAAUCCAGAGGAUCUGACGAGCCGAUCUUCGUCGCGGGACCAUCAUGUCCUCGACCAGGAGCUCCGCACUCACCGCGCAGAGCUCGCAAAAUCGCAGCUCCUCCAGCGCGAGCUCGAGACGGUGACCCGCGGGGCCGGAUCUUCACUCUUACCGGAUGAGCUCCAAGAGAUAAUCGACCUGGCCAUCAACGCGCCACGCACGCCCGCAGACCUCCCACUGCUUUCCGCCACCAUCGACGAUUUCCACGCCUCGCUUCCACUCAUCGGGCAGGCGAUCUCAAGGUCACUAUCUGACUCGGCGCUCGACAUCGCCAGGAUCGCAUAUCCAGACGACACCAACCCCCUCCUCCUCGACAGCAAGCUCGACCACCUCCCCGCCGACGCCGCCCACCGCCGCAAAACCCUCCUCCACACCACCUCCCACCUCACCUCCCUACGCAGCACCAUCACCACGCUCACGCAGCAAGUCCUCAGCGCCUACAGCACGCUCACCACGCUCUCACUAACCCACACGCACAGCAGCAGCGGGGUGCUAGUUGCGGCGCAGGGCGCGGCCGUGGCGCGGGCAGCGCACAUGGCCGUUGUGGCGAGCAGCAUGGAGGGCAAGCUGGGCGUGCUGCGCGCCGAGGCGGUCCGCGCCGUGUAUGACGAUGCGGCGGUGGAGGCGCUGGCAAACUACCGGGUGCAUCUGCAGGACACGCGGGCGCGGCUGCUGGCGCGGCGGAGGACGGUGGAGGGCGAGCUGGAGAGGUAUGCGAAGGCAGGGAGCGACAUGGUGGGGUUGGUGGAGAGGUAUGGGGCUGUGAUGCGGGGGAUCGAGGCGGUCGGGAGGGAUAUUGUGAGGUUGGGGGGAAGGGUGUGA
Messenger RNA from Morchella importuna, 945 nucleotides. RefSeq lists its product as uncharacterized. The coding region runs from base 1 to 945 and encodes 314 amino acids. Lineage: Eukaryota; Fungi; Ascomycota; Pezizomycetes; Pezizales; Morchellaceae. The transcript has 4 exons. The record is from RefSeq and is a predicted model, not a curated record.